Molecule: messenger RNA, 2737 nt
Organism: Oncorhynchus mykiss (rainbow trout)
Lineage: Eukaryota; Metazoa; Chordata; Actinopteri; Salmoniformes; Salmonidae
Source: RefSeq, a predicted model, not a curated record
AAAGUGUAGAUAAUGUAUCCACCUCUGUGUUGUUUUAGUGUUUGAUGUGCUUCCUGCUCUGAGAUAAACCUGAAUGACUACUGUUUUAAAAGGCCUCUGUCUGACACACUCUACAGGUCAGUUCCCCAGACACUGGUCAGAGUGGGGGGGUUCCAUCAGACUGUGUGUGUUAAAUCAUGGUUCCCCCACUCUCUUCUGAUCAUGUGAUCAGGGAACUGCCCCCACAUACACUUCCUGUCCCAUUGUAGAUUUUUUAAAGGCUGUGAUUUCCUGACAGAGGGUAGCAGCUCGUAAAUUUGUGCUAGGUUGUAUAACGCAAUUAGCCUUUUUCUAGAUCUGUUGGUGCUCUUGGCAAGAUGCCACAAACAGAUCUGGGACCAGGCUGUAUUGCCACAAUAGCUGGCUAUUCCCAAAACCCACUACCUUUGGCUUGCACAGUACUGACCAUUUUCAGCCUUCUGGAAGAGAAUGUAUCUGUGCCACACAGUCUGGGAAUGAAGUGGAUGUUACUGUUCGUCCUCAUCUCACAGUACAGCAGUGUUCACUCACUCAGAUGUUACUGUUCGUCCUCAUCUCACAGUACAGAGGUGUUCACUCAGACUCCAGAUGUUACUGUUCGUCCUCAUCUCACAGUACAGUGGUGUUCACUCACUCAGACUCCAGAUGUUACUGUUCGUCCUCAUCUCACAGUACAGAGGUGUUCACUCAGACUCCAGAUGUUACUGUUCGUCCUCAUCUCACAGUACAGCAGUGUUCACUCACUCAGACUCCAGAUCUUACUGUUCGUCCUUAUCUCACAGUACAGUGGUGUUCACUCACUCAGAUGUUACUGUUUGUCCUCAUCUCACAGUACAGUGGUGUUCACUCACUCAGAUGUUACUGUUCGUCCUCAUCUCACAGUACAGUGGUGUUCACUCACUCAGAUGUUACUGUUUGUCCUCAUCUCACAGUACAGAGGUGUUCACUCACUCAGAUGUUACUGUUCGUCCUCAUCUCACAGUACAGUGGUGUUCACUCACUCAGACUCCAGAUGUUACUGUUAGUCCUCAUCUCACAGUACAGAGGUGUUCACUCACUCAGACUCCAGAUGUUACUGUUCGUCCUCAUCUCACAGUACAGAGGCGUUCACUCACUCAGAUGUUACUGUUAGUCCUCAUCUCACAGUACAGAGGUGUUCACUCAGACUCCAGAUGUUACUGUUCGUCCUCAUCUCACAGUACAGUGGUGUUCACUCACUCAGAUGUUACUGUUUGUCCUCAUCUCACAGUACAGUGGUGUUCACUCACUCAGAUGUUACUGUUCGUCCUCAUCUCACAGUACAGAGGUGUUCACUCACUCAGACUCCAGAUGUUACUGUUCGUCCUCAUCUCACAGUACAGAGGCGUUCACUCACUCAGAUGCUACUGUUCGUCCUCAUCUCACAGUACAGAGGUGUUCACUCACUCAGACUCCAGAUGUUACUGUUUGUCCUCAUCUCACAGUACAGAGGUGUUCACUCUCUCAGACUCCAGAUGUUACUGUUAGUCCUCAUCUCACAGUACAGAGGUGUUCACUCACUCAGACUCCAGAUGUUACUGUUCGUCCUCAUCUCACAGUACAGAGGCGUUCACUCACUCAGAUGUUACUGUUUGUCCUCAUCUCACAGUACAGAGGUGUUCACUCACUCAGAUGUUACUGUUCGUCCUCAUCUCACAGUACAGUGGUGUUCACUCACUCAGAUGUUACUGUUUGUCCUCAUCUCACAGUACAGUGGUGUUCACUCACUCAGAUGUUACUGUUUGUCCUCAUCUCACAGUACAGAGGUGUUCACUCACUCAGAUGUUACUGUUUGUCCUCAUCUCACAGUACAGAGGUGUUCACUCACUCAGAUGUUACUGUUUGUCCUCAUCUCACAGUACAGAGGUGUUCACUCACUCAGACUCCAGAUGUUACUGUUCAUCCUCAUCUCACAGUACAGAGGUGUUCACUCACUCAGACUCCAGAUGUUACUGUUCGUCCUCAUCUCACAGUACAGAGGUGUUCACUCACUCAGACUCCAGAUGUUACUGUUCAUCCUCAUCUCACAGUACAGAGGUGUUCACUCACUCAGACUCCAGAUGUUACUGUUCGUCCUCAUCUCACAGUACAGUGGUGUUCACUCACUCAGAUGUUACUGUUCGUCCUCAUCUCACAGUACAGAGGCGUUCACUCACUCAGAUGUUACUGUUCGUCCUCAUCUCACAGUACAGAGGUGUUCACUCACUCAGACUCCAGAUGUUACUGUUCGUCCUCAUCUCACAGUACAGAGGUGUUCACUCACUCAGACUCCAGAUGUUACUGUUAGUCCUCAUCUCACAGUACAGAGGUGUUCACUCACUCAGACUCCAGAUGUUACUGUUCGUCCUCAUCUCACAGUACAGACGUGUUCACUCACUCAGACUCCAGAUGUUACUGUUCGUCCUCAUCUCACAGUACAGAGGUGUUCACUCACUCAGACUCCAGAUGUGGUCAGGAAUCAACCACCAGACGACUUUCUCCUUCCUUUCCCCUCCUCCAUUUGACAUCAAAUCUGUGUUGUUUUCUCUCUCUAAACCAAAAGUCACCCCCCCCAUGACCCUGACUGACCUGAAUGAACUCCUCCUCGUCCACACCACAUGGUUGACUCGUCAUUGUCUGAGUGGAUCUGCUAGCUGCUAUUAUAUUAUAUAUAUAUAUACACACACUGCUCAAAAAACUAAAGGGAACACUAAAAUAACAC